Eimeria acervulina is the source of this 300-nucleotide messenger RNA. RefSeq lists its product as hypothetical. The transcript has a single exon. The record is from RefSeq and is a predicted model, not a curated record. Bases 1 to 300 code for a protein of 99 amino acids. NCBI's taxonomy places the organism in Eukaryota, Apicomplexa, Conoidasida, Eucoccidiorida, Eimeriidae.
AUGCUUUUUUUUGUUUAUAACGAAGUUGCUGCCUCUCCUUUGCUAGGUGCAGCAGCAGCAGAUCAGUUUGCUGCUGCUGCUGCAUGUGGCUUUGCUGCUGCGUUUGUCGCUGCUGCUGCUGCACUUCUUCGCUCUUCUUUAUUCCUUUCCGCCACUCUUCUAGCAGCCAGGCAGCAUCAGCAGCAACGGGCUCCACUCCUGCUGCUGCAGCAGCAACAACAGCAGCAGCAGCAACAGCAGCAGCAGCAGCAGCAGCAACAACAGCAGCAGCAACAACAGCAACAGCAGCAGCAACAAUAG